Messenger RNA from Trachemys scripta elegans, 24844 nucleotides. RefSeq names its product dystonin (gene DST). Gene Ontology annotation, cellular component: cytoskeleton; keratin filament; focal adhesion. Gene Ontology annotation, molecular function: calcium ion binding; microtubule binding; keratin filament binding. The transcript has 104 exons. The coding region runs from base 18 to 24056 and encodes 8012 amino acids. NCBI's taxonomy places the organism in Eukaryota, Metazoa, Chordata, Testudines, Emydidae. The record is from RefSeq and is a predicted model, not a curated record. Gene Ontology annotation, biological process: wound healing; hemidesmosome assembly; skin development.
ACACACGCACUGGCACCAUGAUCGCCGCCGCGUUCCUGGUUUUGCUGCGACCUUACAGCAUCCAAUGUGCCCUCUUCUUGCUCCUGCUCCUGCUGGGGACCAUUGCUACGAUUUUAUUCUUCUGCUGCUGGCACCGUAAGCUCCAGAAAGGGAGGCAUCCUAUCAAAUCCGUCCUUUCAGGGCGCUCAAGGAGCCGAGAUGCUGUAAUGAGAACUCAUCACUGUCGCUCCGAGGUAAUUUAUUUAGCACGCAAUUUCAAGGGUUUUAGACCAAGUCCUCGUCAUGCUAGAAGACGUGUAGCACCUCGCCUUGAAGAAACACAGCCUCUAGCAGAAGUACAUCACUUGAGUGAACAAGAAACUUCCAUAAGGAAAAGAAAAAUCAAGAAAAACAGCAGAGUUCAGCCGGAAUUUUACCAUUCUGUUCAAGUCACACCAACUCGAAAACCUAGCUCUGGAAACGCCUCCUACCGAUGCUCCAUGUCUUCCUCUGCGGAUUUCUCCGAUGAAGAUGAUUUCAGCCAGAAAUCUGGCUCCGUGUCUCCGGCACCGGGGGACACACUGCCUUGGAACCUGCCGAAACAUGAGAGAUCCAAGCGGAAAAUUCAAGGCGGCUCCGUGCUGGACCCAGCCGAGAGAGCAGUGCUUAGGAUAGCCGAUGAACGGGACAAAGUACAAAAGAAAACCUUCACAAAAUGGAUAAAUCAACACCUCAUGAAGGUUCGCAAGCAUGUGAAUGAUCUGUAUGAAGACCUGAGGGAUGGACAUAACUUGAUCUCCCUUUUAGAAGUCCUUUCUGGGGAUACCCUGCCAAGGGAGCGAGAUUUUUUGAAGACCUUACGGUUGGUGAGUUCAACAGAAGCAUGCGCGUAUGAACAGCAUGAGGAUGUGGAGGAUGAGGAUAAGGGGCCCCGAGAGAAAGGUCGGAUGCGUUUUCACAGACUACAGAAUGUACAAAUUGCACUUGACUAUUUGAAAAAACGCCAGGUGAAACUGGUAAAUAUUAGAAAUGAUGACAUAACAGAUGGAAAUCCCAAGUUGACUUUGGGGUUAAUAUGGACCAUAAUUUUGCACUUUCAGAUAUCUGACAUCCAUGUUACUGGACAGUCAGAGGAUAUGUCUGCUAAAGAGAGGCUACUCCUGUGGACACAGCAGACAACUGAGGGUUAUGCUGGAAUCCGUUGUGAAAAUUUCACUACCUGCUGGCGAGAUGGAAAAUUAUUUAACGCCAUCAUUCAUAAAUACAGGCCGGACCUGAUAGACAUGAAUACCGUUGCUGUUCAAAGCAACCUUGCAAAUUUAGAACAUGCUUUUUAUGUAGCAGAAAAACUAGGUGUCACCAGACUUCUGGAUCCGGAAGAUGUUGAUGUCUCCGCUCCUGAUGAGAAAUCAGUAAUAACUUAUGUGUCAUCACUUUAUGAUGCAUUUCCCAAAGUACUGGAAGGCGGCGAAGGCAUCAGUGCAAAUGAUGUUGAAGUCAAGUGGGUUGAAUACCAGAAUAUGGUGAACUACCUCAUCCAGUGGAUCAGGCACCAUAUCACAAUAAUGUCUGACAGAACAUUUCCAAACAAUCCUGUAGAACUGAAGGCACUUUAUAACCAAUACUUACAGUUUAAGGAAACAGAAAUUCCACCAAAGGAGAUAGAUAAAUCAAAAAUUAAACGUCUUUAUAAACUGCUGGAGGUCUGGAUAGAAUUUGGACGCAUCAAACUCCCUCAAGGCUACCAUCCAAAUGAUAUAGAAAAAGAGUGGGGAAAACUUAUUAUUGCCAUGCUGGAAAGGGAGAAAACCCUUCGACCUGAAGUAGAGCGGUUGGAAAUGUUGCAGCAAAUUGCAAACAGAGUUCAGCGGGACAUCCUGGGCUGUGAAGACAAACUGAUACUUGCUCGGAAUGCUCUGCAGUCUGAUGCCAAGCGAUUAGAAUCAGGGCUACAGUUCCAGAAUGAAGCAGAGAUCGCUGGAUAUAUACUUGAAUGUGAGAAUCUUCUGCGCCAACAAGUAAUUGAUGCCCAAAUUCUUAUUGAUGGAAAAUAUUACCAGGCAGAUCAACUGGUACAGAGGGUUGCUAAACUUCGAGAUGAUCUUAUGGCCUUAAGGACCGAAUGUUCUUCAAUAUUCAGCAAGGGGCGCACACUGACAACAGAACAGACGAAGCUGAUGAUUUCGGGAAUAACACAAAGCUUAAACUCAGGAUUUGCACCAAACUUAAACCCUGAUUUAAACUCUGGAAUGACCCAGAGUUUAACACCUUUGACUUCUUCCAGUCUGACAUCAGGCCUCUCAUCAGGUCUUACUUCAAGACUGACUCCAGCAAUCACACCAGCAUAUACACCAGGCUUUCCACCACGGAUAAUUCAAACUUAUGUAACAGGAGUUGACACCAAUGCACUGCAAACACUCAAGCUGAUGCAAAUCCGAAAGCCCCUCAUGAAAUCAGCUUUUGUUGAUCAAAAUUUAACAGAAGAAGAAGUCAACAUGAAAUUUGUCCAGGACCUCUUGAACUGGGUAGAUGAAAUGCAGGUGCAGCUUGAUCGAACAGAAUGGGGGUCAGAUCUGCCAAGCGUUGAAAGCCAUUUAGAAAAUCAUAAAAAUGUCCAUAGAGCUAUAGAAGAUUUUGAAUCAAGCCUUAAAGAAGCUAAAAUCAGUGAGAUCCAAAUGACUGCCCCUCUUAAACUCAAUUAUGCAGAAAAAUUGCACAAACUGGAGAGUCAGUAUGCAAAACUCUUGAAUACAUCAAGAAAUCAAGAAAGGCACCUUGAUACCCUGCACAAUUUUGUGUCCCGUGCCACUGGAGAGCUUAUAUGGCUGAAUGAAAAAGAAGAGGAGGAGGUUGCGUAUGACUGGAGUGAAAGAAACUCCAAUAUAUCAAGAAAAAAGGAGUACCAUGCAGAUUUAAUGAGAGAACUUGAUCAAAAGGAAGAAGUUAUUAAAUCAGUUCAGGAAAUAGCAGAGCAGCUACUCCUGGAAAAUCACCCUGCAAGGCUAACUAUUGAGGCCUAUAGAGCUGCAAUGCAGACCCAGUGGAGCUGGAUUUUACAGUUGUGUCACUGUGUUGAACAACACUUGAGAGAAAAUGCUGCUUAUUUUGAGUUUUUCAAUGAUGCCAAAGAAGCCAUGGACUAUUUAAAGAAUUUAAAAGAUGCCAUACAGCGAAAGUACAGUUGUGAUAGGUCCAGCAGCCUUCAUAAACUGGAAGAUCUUGUUCAGGAGUCCAUGGAAGAAAAAGAACAACUCUUGCAGUACAAGAGCACAGUAGCUGGCCUUGUGGGGAAGGCAAAGGCAAUAAUUCAGCUGAAGCCAAGGAAUCCUGAUAGUCCACUCAAAACAUCCAUCCCAAUUAAAGCCAUCUGUGACUACAGACAAAUUGAGAUAACCAUUUACAAAGAUGAUGAAUGCGUAUUGGCGAGCAACUCCCAUCGUGCCAAAUGGAAAGUCAUUAGUCCAAGUGGUAAUGAGGCCAUGGUUCCAUCUGUGUGCUUUACAGUUCCUCCACCAAACAAAGAAGCAAUAGACACGGCAAACAGAAUUGAACAACAUUUUCAGAAUGUACUGGCCCUUUGGCAUGAAUCACAUAUAAACAUGAAGAGCGUGGUUUCCUGGCACUACUUGACAAAUGAAAUUGAAACUGUUCGAGCUGGUAAUGUUGCUUCGAUAAAGACAAUGUUGCCAGGGGAACAUCAGCAGGUUUUAAGCAAUUUACAGUCCCGCUUUGAUGAGUUUCUGGAAGACAGCCAGGACUCCAAAAUCUUUUCAGGCUCAGAUAUAGCACAUCUGGAAAGGGAGGUUAAUGUCUGCAAGCAGUACUAUCAGGAACUUCUUAAAUCUGCAGAAAGAGAGGAGCAGGAGGAAUCCAUUUACAAUCUGUAUAUCUCAGAAGUCAGAAACAUCAGACUUCGCUUGGAGAACUGUGAGGACCGUUUGAUCCGACAGAUUCGGACUCCACUGGAGAGGGAUGACCUACAUGAAAGUGUGUUUAGGAUCUCGGAACAAGAGAAGCUAAAGAAAGAGCUGGAUCGACUCAAGGAUGAUUUGGGAAUGAUUACAGAUAAAUGCGAGGAGUUUUUCAGUCAAGCUGCUGGUUCACCUUCUGUCCCCACCCUCCGUUCUGAGCUCAAUGUCAUCAUUCAGAAUAUGAAUCAAGUUUACUCCAUGUCUUCCAUAUACAUAGAAAAGUUAAAAACUGUAAAUUUGGUGCUGAAAAACACUCAAGGAGCAGAAGCGCUAGUAAAACUUUAUGAGACUAAACUGUGUGAAGAAGAAGCAGUCACUGCUGACAAGAAUAAUAUUGAGAACCUUAUGGGUACAUUAAAGCAAUGGAGGUCUGAAGUGGAUGAGAAAAGAGAGGUAUUCCAUGCCUUAGAAGAUGAACUGCAGAAAGCCAAGGCGAUCAGUGAUCAAAUGUUUAAAACGCAUAAGGAACGAGAUCUUGACUUUGACUGGCAUAAAGAGAAAGCUGAUCAGCUGUCUGAGAGAUGGCAAAAUGUUCAUUCUCAGAUUGAAAACCGGUUGCGUGACUUAGAGGGUAUCAGUAAAUCUCUGAAAUACUACAAAGAUACUUACCAUACACUGGAUACCUGGAUUCAGAAAGUGGAAGAUACUCAGCGAAAGAUUCAAGAAAACCAACCAGAAAACAGCAAAGCUUUGGCUAAACAGCUGAACCAGCAAAAGAUGCUGGUUUCUGAAAUUGAAAUGAAACAAAAUAAAAUAGAUGAAUGCCAGAAAUAUUCAGAGCAAUACUCAGCUUCAGUAAAGGAUUAUGAACUGCAGACAAUGACAUACAGGGCUAUGGUUGACUCACAACAAAAAUCCCCAGUGAAACGCCGGAGAAUGCAGAGCUCAUCUGACUUCAUUAUACAAGAGUUCAUGGAUUUACGAACACGCUAUACUGCCUUGGUGACCCUGGUGACCCAGUAUAUUAAAUUUGCUGGUGACUCUUUGAAAAGACUAGAAGAAGAGGAGAAGUCAAUGGAAGAGGAAAAGAAAGAGCAUGUUGAGAAAGCUGGGGAUUUACUGAAAUGGGUGUCAAACAUCAGCAAGACCCUCAGCAAGGGAGAAAGAGAAAAGGCUGAAAAGGCAGACUUGCCUAAGCAGCAGAUUUCCGCUGAUGAAAUAGCAACCAAGAAAGAACAAAUAUCUGAGGCUUUGCAGACUACACAGUCAUUUUUGGCUAAACACAGUGACAAAAUGAUGGAUGGAGAGAGAAAUGAAAUGGAAAAACAAGUGAAGUCCCUACAAGAAGGUUAUAACCUGUUAUCUAAUGAAGCUUUGAAACAACUGCAGGGAGCACAAAAUUUAGGUGAUGAAAAGAUGGAGGAAAAGGUGGAUAAAGUUAUUGCUGGUAUCAUUGAUCAAACAACUGGAGAAGUCCUUUCAGUCUUUCAGUCUGUUUUAAAAGGUCUAAUUGACUCUGAAACUGGCAUUAGAUUGCUUGAGAAUCAGCUGAUUUUAUCUGGGCUAAUUUCACCAGAAUUAGGAAUAUGUUUUGAUCUUGAAGAAGCAAAAGUCCAUGAACUUAUUGAUGAACAAACUCUACUGCAACUACAAGAAUUAAAUAAUGCUAAGAAAAUUAUUUCAGAGUCAUCAGUCACAAAUCUUCCAGCUGUAGCUGCUUUAGAACAAGGUCUAAUUCCAGAGACUCUUGCCAUUAAAAUUCUUGAGAUUCAGCUUUCCAGAGGCUAUCUAGUUAUACCAGCUACAGGGGAGCAACUCACUUUGCACAAAGCUUUCCAGAGGAACCUGGUUUCUGCAUCUUUAUUUUCAAAGCUUUUGGAAAGGCAAGACACAUGCAAAGAUCUCAUAGACCCCAACACUGCAGAAAAGGUUUCCCUGGAGGAGAUGGUUCAAAGAAGCAUAAUAAGAGAAGAAACAGGGUUAAGACUUCUACCUGUAAGACCACACGAAAGAGGUGGAAUCACUCUAAAAUGUGGAAGGCAGAUAAGUAUUUUGAGAGCAGCCCAUGAAGGUCUCAUAGACCGUGAAACCAUGUUCAGGUUGCUGGGAGCUCAACUACUAUCUGGAGGUAUAAUUGAACCUGACUCAGGGCACAGAAUGACUGUGGAAGAAGCCAUGAGACAAGAGUUGAUUGAUCAGGACACUGCUUGUGGUAUUCUGACUCAUCAGAUUCAGACUGGUGGGAUAUUAUGUUCAAAUUCAUCCAAACGCUUAACUGUAGAUGAAGCCAUACAGUGCAGCUUAAUCUCAUCUAGCAGUGCACUCUUGGUACUAGAAGCACAGAGAGGCUUCAUUGGCCUCAUUUGGCCUCAUUCUGGUGAAAUAUUCCCCAUAUCUACUUCUUUACAUCAAGGGAUGAUAACAAAUGAACUAGCAAGCAAAAUACUAAAUGGCAGGCAGAAAAUAGCUGCAAUUUAUAUUCCUGAAACCUGUGAGGUACUCAGUCUGGAUAAUGCCGCACAGUUAGGGGUAAUAGAUGGUAAUACUGUAUCUGUUUUGAACAAUGUAAUUUUACCUGAUAAAAUGCCUAACAUGGAGGAUUUAGAGUCCUCUUGUAAAAAUGCUGCAAGAUGGUUAUCAUCUUAUGAAUUCCAGCCAUCUGCAUUUCAUGACUAUAGACAGGAACAAGAAGUUUCAGUUACAGAAGAGCCAAUGCCUCAUAGUGUAGAGCAAACUAAAAAAUUAUUCAUGUCUUAUCUGAUGAUAAAUAGCUAUAUGGAUGCAAACACAGGGCAAAGACUUUUGUUAUAUGAUGGAGACCUGGAUGAAGCUGUCAGCAUGUUGUUGGAAGGUGAUGAUUCUGCGUCCAGUGCUGAUGUGACAGAAGGAGGAUUUAAUAAUAAAUAUGUAAACUUAAAAAGAACUGAUCUGAAACAACCUGACAAUGUCAUGUUUAAUAAUGUCACAAGCAAUGUCCUGCAUGAGUAUACAGGUGUACAGAAUACUUUUACUGACAGCAACUUAAAACAGCGUGAAGAAGAUACUCAGAAUGAUAAAUGUUCAGAGAGAAAUGAUUUUCACAGUAGAGCAAAUGUCUUUAAGGCUAAUGGUUUUGAACAGUCAGAAUGUACAUUGCAUUUGUUGUUGUCUAAACCUGAAGCAGAAACUGGAAAUCUAGUGGGUAGUACUCAAAACCCUGAGAAAGGGAAUUCAUUCAAAAGUUUUCAAGAAUAUCCUAAACGAAUACAGAUGGAACGGUGUGAGCAUGUGUAUCAGCAAGCAAACUCUGGAAAUGUAGAAAGGCAUCUUCCAAAAUACUCACAAGGAAAUCUUAUUUCAAGAAUAGAUCAAGACAAACCCAGCAUGCCUGAUAGAAGAGAGAUCUUGGGUAGGGAAAGCAGGACUUUUAACACUUUAGAAAAUUCCUUGGGUGUAGAUGAUUUGUCAGUUAAUAGCGAAGUCAGUGCUGUUCAAGAAAGCAAUCCAAAGUGUGGCCCUCAUAUUUUGCAGUCUGAUGAUAAGAGUAUGUUAACUGAUAACAAUAUGAAAAAAUGUGAUGUUCAGAGAAGUCUCAAUUCAUUCAGCCACACAGAUAUUGAAAACAGACUUCUAGGAGAACUUUCUGGUAAAGAAUUAGUGAGUCAAAUUGUUUGUAAUGAGCAUAGCAUGCUACAGUCUAAAGAGAAUGAGUAUGGCAGGCCAUCCCUUCAGGACUGUACCAAUAUGCCUGAUGGACUACUUCCGGAAGACAAUAAUUAUGUGCCUCUGUUGAAAAACAGUACUGACACACAUGGCAGGUCACCACUGGGAGACAGUACUGGCAUGCAGGGCGGGCCACCCCUGGAGGACACUAGCGAUGUGCAUCAUAGGGCUCUGUUGGAAGACACUACUGAUACACCUGGGAGGGCACUGCUGGGAGACGGUACCAGCAAGCAUGGCAGGUCUCUUCUGGGAAACAGUAUCAGUCUGCAUGAUGGGUUACUCCUAGGGGACAGCGAUGCUAUAUAUGGCAGGUUACUACUGGGAGAUAAUAGUAAUAAACCUGGUGAUCUGCUGCUGGGAGAGAGUGAUGGCACCCCACAGUGUGAAAAUAACUAUUUGCAGCAGGUUGAUGAUGAAGAUGAUGAUGCCUAUGACACUCCUCAGGUUGAUGAUGAAAAUGAUGAUGCCUAUGACACUCCUCAGGUUGAUGAUGAAGAUGAUGAUGCCUAUGACACUCCUCAGCUUGAAGAUGAUGAUGACAAUGACGAUGCAUAUGACACUGCUCAGGUUGAUGGAUAUGAUUCCUAUGACUCCCCUCAGAUUGAUGAUGAUUACAGUACCUCUCAGCUUGAAGAUGAUGAUGACGAUGACGAUGCAUAUGACACUGCUCAGGUUGAUGGAUAUGAUUCCUAUGACUCCCCUCAGAUUGAUGAUGAUUACAGUACCUCUCAGCUUGAAGAUGAUGAUACCCCAGAGCCUGACAACACAUCCUUAGGUCUCCAAGAAGAAAGAGACGGGCUAGUAAAUGUGAGGGAAGAACUAAACACUUUUCAAGAUGUGAGUAACACCGGAGAUAGUGUCCUGAGCGUUAAUGAAGUAAGACAGACAGAUUCAUUUGAGAUGAUAAAUAUGGCCUCAGGAAGUGCUGGAAUGUUGGAAGCCAUCUCUGAAGAGGAGACAGAAAGUGUAGGGAAGGUGGAAAAGAAGGAGCAGACACUACCAGUCAUGAGAGAGAGUGAAGAAAGUGAGGAGAGCGGCUUUAGUCCCUUAUUGAGGCUGCAUGAAGCUGAAGUGCAAGCAAAAAGUGACUCUAAUGAGGAUGAGCAUGAAGGAAUGCAGGAGGAGGAGGGAAAUUAUGAUUAUAUGGAUUAUGAUAGUGAUAGUUAUGAUGGAACUGACGAUGAUGAUGAAGAUGAAGAUGAAGAAGAAGAAGGAAUAAUGGAUAUUUAUUACUCACAGUGUCAGAAUAAAAACGUUGGUAUCCAGCUUUUUGCUCCUUCCAAAGAAAUGGAAGAUAGUGAUGAAUGUAAUCAGAAUAUUGAUGCCUUGGAUGGUUAUCUUCCUUUAAAGCACAUGGCAGUUGAUAAUAUUUUGCAGUUAGAUUCCAACAGUCAAAAAAGUAAUCUAUGCUCUGAUAAAUCCAAUUUAAAAAAACAUAAAAAUGUAUCUGAUGUUUCUGAAGAAGGAAGUCUUGAUCUUACAGAUAAAACCAAAGAGGAAGGACAGCAAGAAAUUGAAAGUGCUUCUGAGGAUUUGGUAGAAAGCAAACAUAUGUUUGAAGAUAUUACUGAAAAUAUCCAACCUGAAAGCAUCAUUGGCACUGAAUGGCUGUUAUCUAACAGUGAAGAAAGUCACCUCACACAGCAUAUGACUCUAACGCCUGAUCUUGGCAUGAAUGAUACCAUGGCAACAGACCCUGCAAUAAUUCAGGAGGGAUCUGAGUGUGCAUCCCCAUCUGCUAUUGCUAAGCAAGCUGCUGCUGCAAACAUUCAGACUCAAAUAGACUUCCUCCCUUCAGAAGUUCUGUUACCAGUUCAUGUCAUAACGAAAAACGAGAACAAUAUAUCUGUGCCAUGGUCAAAUUAUGAGCAAAGACAGAACACAGAGGAAGACAUACUCGUGAAGCACAUGUCAAAUAAUGUGACUGGCGUAGAACUGCUUAAGGUAAAUUCAUCCCAAAUGGAUAAUAAAGUAGUCAGACAUGUGCCUUAUGUGAAUGACAGUGAUAGUCUAGGUUCUCCAACUGACUUAGUACACCCAGUCACAAAUAAAGAACUUGGUCAAAUAGAAAUAGGUAUUGACAUUCCUAAACAAAAUAUAAACAUGAUGACUAUUAUAAAGGAAAGUCAUAUCCAGGAAUUAAGUAAAAGUCCCAUUCAUAUGGAAAGCCUUGGAGAAAUAUUUGAUGGAUCUAUUAAAACAGGUUGUGAAAUUGCUGUUUCAAAUGAAGAAAAAGUAAGUGUUGGACAAGCCUCGAGUGAUGCUAAAUCAGGACAUUACAGUGACUUUGAUACAGUGAAAUCAGAUGAAUUUAUGGAAGAGUUUGACCUUUCUGCUUAUUUAAAACAAUGUGCAAAAGGCAUAAAAGCAAAAGAUAGUUCAGAACGGAAUAAGGCUGAUUCUUGUUACCUUAAGGAAGGUGAAACUGGCGAAAAUUAUAUACAGAAUGGAAAAGAGUUAGUGAUACCUGACUAUGUUAUUGAUAUGGGAGCAGGGCAUCCAACUGAAUUAAAUUCUAAUUCUCAAUCCUCUCCCCUGACAGUUACAGUAAAAUCAAAGGGAAUAAACGUUACUACAGAAAAUGAGGGUAUCAUCUGUCAAGAAACUGAUAAAGUUCUUAAAAACACUUCAGAAAAUGACAUGAUAGUUAGUCAUGAAUUUUCCUUUAAGAAAGCUGACACAGAAGGAAGUACUGAGAAUGUCCAGGAGUCAGAGGAAAGGGCUGAAAUCAGUCAUUCUGGGAACCAUAGAGGUGCAGCAGACUUUUCUUCUAGACCUUUGGAUAACAUAGGUGAUAGCUUGGAUAAUAUUGUGCAGAGGAAAUGUGAAACACUGGUUUGUUAUAAUGGAGUAAAAAACAUUAUGGAACAGAAUAUUUUAGUCAACAAGACUGAUUUAAUUGAAAAUGGUGUCAGGAAAGAAAAGCCUGUAGAAUCAUUUCACAAAGAAGUGAUGCUCCCCAAAGACUUGCAAGUAGAGGAGGGUAUAUCACAUUCUCCUGAAGUAUCUGACACACUAAUUGAAGACUUAAAGAAUAUUUUAAAAAAGAAAUUGAAAGAUGGCCAUGUUUUCUGCAAGCAGGAAGGUGAACCUUUAAAUUACUCUGACACAAAAUUUUUAAUGCAAAAUUUACUUAAAAUGAUUAGUCGCACACACUUGGGGAAUGAGUCUUCCAGUGAGUCAAAUAUCAAGCAAACACGUGAUGACAUUAGCGCUACACUAAUGGCUACCCCAUCGUGCAUAGAUCAAAAGGACUAUGAUAAUCUUCAGUUAUCUUGGCCUGAUAACAGGAGUCCUGACCUCCUCCUUGAUAUAUUGAAGCAAAACCACUGCAACCAAAAGACUGAUAAUCCAUAUGAAACAACAAGUGAAGAAGCCCAGAAUGAAAGAGACCAAGAGAGAAAAGCUACAGCUCCUAAACUUAUUACUUCUCAACUUGAACAAAUCUUCCAAAUCCCACCUGGAGAUGAAAGUUCAUACAGAUUCGAGGCAUUAAUGAGUGAUUUGGCAAAAGACUUGUUUACCAUCUCACAGACUGCCAGUAUCACCACAGAUGAUGAGUGUGUAAGCAAAGAAGAGGAGCUGGGUACUCUUUUCUCAACAGAACUAACAGAAUUUGGAUCAGAAACUCUCAGAGGGAAUUCAUUGGUUCACAGCACAGCUAUUAUUUUGGAAAAUAACCAGAAGCCUGAGAAGUCAGACAGUCCAUCCAAAAGCUUUUCUGAGGAUGUUCUGCAAAUGAAAGAAGCUGCCCCAGGAGACAACCCAGUAGGCAUGAUGUUCAGUGGAGUACAGCAGUGUUUAAAGUAUACAGAGAAACUGCAAGGACAUUUGGCAAUGGUUCAGGAUAUGAAAUUCCACUUAGAUAAUGAGCAGCCUAUUAGUAACAACUUAGAAAUGCUAAAAACCCAACUUGAACAAUUAGAGUCAUUUGAAUCAGAACUGGCUGUUUUUGCUGUUGUUCUAAAAAAAGAUCUGAAGUUGACAGAAGAGUUUUUAAAGUCUCUGCACAAAGAUGGUCCCAAAGAACAACUUAAAGAGCUAAAAAUAACAUAUGAAUAUUUACAGAAGGCCUUUUUUGUGGUCUGUGAUAUGUCUUCAAAGCGUGCAAAACAAAUAGUCUUUGCUGUUGACUCUGAAAUGUCUAAGCUUUCAAUAUUGCAUCAGGAACUUCUAAGCAGACUUCAGAAGUUUUCAGACCGGAUCACAGAAAACAGUAAAACUGUGAACAACCUGACAGUGAAUACUAGUGAUAUAGAAAAUGUGAAGCAAAGCUUACAACUGCUCAAGAACAAUUCAAAAGAGCUUGGCUGUAUGAAGAUACAACUGGACUCCAUAGCAUUUGAUAUUCAGUUCUUCAUUUCUGAACAUGCCCAGGAUCUUUCUCCUAAUCAGAGCAAACAGCUAUUGAGGCUCUUAAAUAGUACUCAGAAGUGUUUUCAGGAAGUACAGGAAACAAUCACAUCUCAGAUGGAAAGUUUAGAGGGACUGUUACGGACAGCACAAGAUCUUGGUGAUCAGAAGGAUGUGGCCGAGCAGCAGCAGGAAUGCAAGGAGAAACUACAGGAAAUAUGUGAUCUCUUUACACAAACAGAAAAUCGACUCAUUGGUCACCAAGAAGCUCUUGUUAUCAGAGACAGCAAGGCUGAGUUAAAGCAAUACCAAACCAAACAAGAGGAGUUACAGAAAGAUAUGCUGGCAAGUGCACAGGCAUUGGCAGAGAUUGUGAAAAACACUGAGAUGUUCUUGAAAGAGAAUGGAGGAAAGUUGUCACAAGAAGACAAGACUAUUCUUGAACAGAAACUUAAUGAAGCUAAGACAAAAUGUUUGCUGCUUAGCCAGAAGGCAGAAGAGUCCAAAAAAGUGCUGGAUAAAGCUGUGACAACAGCUAUUAAGCAGGAAACAGAAAAGGUUGCUGCCAUAGAACAACUGGAAGAGAGUAAAAAUACGAUUGAAAAUCUCUUGGAUUGGCUGUCAAAUGUGGAUAAGGCAGCAGAGCAUGGGGAUGAGAAAUGGACGCUGGCAAUAGAACAGAAUGGAACCCAUUUUAAAGAAGGGGAUGUAAAGGCUUUGGAGGGAGAAGAGGAUGAAGUCAAUGGUAACCUGUUGGAACUUCAGCAACAGACUGAAACCCAUGUAGAUGGCAGAGUAAAACCCACAGACAGUAACCUGAACCAGCAGUAUCAGAAAGUCAAGGCUCAACAUGAGAAAAUUAUUUCUCAGCAACAGGCUGUUAUAAUAGCAACUCAGUCUGCCCAAGCGCUACUUGAGAAACAAGGCCACUACCUUUCCCCUGAAGAAAAAGAGAAGAUGCAAAGGAACAUGAAGGAACUGAAAGUCCAGUAUGAAACUGCUUUAGCUGAAUCGGAAUGGAAAAUGAAGUUAACACACUCUCUGCAGGAAGAACUUGAGAAAUUUGAUACAGACUACAGUGAGUUUGAAAGCUGGCUGAAGCAGUCAGAACAAGAACUUGAAAACCUGGAGGCCGGUGCUGCUGACUUCACUGGUAUCAUGACCAAGCUCAAAAGGCAAAAGAGUUUUUCAGAAGAUGUUAUUUCUCACAAAGGUGACUUACGGUACAUUACAAUUUCUGGACAGAGGGUGUUAGAUGCUGCUAAAUCUUGGAGUAAAAAAGAUGGUGUCAAGGUUGACAAAGAUGGUAUUGAUACUUCAGCUACUUACAUAGAGGUGCAAAGUAAACUGGAUGGUGCUUCAGAUCGUUUCAAAUCUCUUUAUACUAAGUGUGGUAUCCUUGGAAAUAACCUUAAAGACCUGGUAGAUAAAUACCAGCAUUAUGAAGAAGCCUCAUCUGGGCUUUUGUCAGGUCUCCAGACCUCUGAAGUCGCUGUGAACAAACAGCUGUCUGAGCCAAUUGCAGUGGAUCCUAAGAACCUCCAACGGCAACUAGAAGAAACCAAGGUUCUCCAGGGGCAGGUGUCUAAUCACCAGGUUGCUGUAGAGAAACUGAAAAAAGCUGCUGAAGUGCUUUUGGAUACCAGGGGAACUUUACUACCAGACAAAGAUGAAAUCCAGAAAACACUGGAUGACAUUGUUGGCAGAUAUGACAGUUUAUCCAAGUCUGUGAAUGAACGGAAUGAGAAGCUCCAGAUAACGUUGACUCGUUCCCUAAGCGUGCAAGAUGGUUUGGAUGAAAUGCUUGACUGGAUGGGAGGUGUUGAAAAGAGCCUUGAAGAACAAGGUCAAAUGCCUUUGAAUUCUGCUGCUAUUCAGGAUAUCAUUAGUAAAAAUAUUAUGCUGGAGCAAGAUAUCGCAGGUCGCCAAAGCAGUAUAAAUGCUAUGAAUGAAAAAGUGAACAAAUUCACAGAAACAACAGAUCCAUCCACUGCCUCCUGUCUGCAAGCUAGAAUGAAUGAGCUCUCUGUACGGUUUGCUGAAGCAAGUACCAGACACAAAGGGAAACUUGCAAAGAUGGAGGAAUUGAAGACCAAAGUGGAGUUGUUUGAAAGCCUGUCAGAAAAACUUCAGUCAUUUUUAGACAAGAAAACUCAGGCUCUCAACGAGACUGAUGCUCCAGGAAAGGAUGUUACUGAAGUGUCUCAAUAUAUGCAGGAAACUAGUAUGGCGUUGAUAGAUCAUAAAAAAGAUCUUGAAGUUUUGCAUCAGCUUCUUGAAGAGCUUUCUGUCCAUGGUCUCCCUGGGGACAAAGCAUUGGCUUUAGAAAAGUUAAAUGCCUUGACAAAGAAGUUCAAGGAAGUGGAAGAGACUGUGAAGGAAAAAGAAGAGGAUGUAUCAUCUUGUCAGGAACAAAUGGAUACUUUCAAGCUCCUUGUAGAAUCUUUAAAGAAAUGGAUGAAUGAGACAACAGAUAGGAUUCCAGCUGUGCAACCCUCUUUAAAUACAGAGGAUUUAAAGAAACCAUUGGAAGAUAUUAGGAAAUUAGAAGAGGAAUGGACUUUAAAAGCACCUGAAAUUCAGAAAAUGAAGAGCAGAGGAACAUCAUUAUGUAACCUAAUCAGUGCUGUGACUUCCCCUGCCAAAGGCAGGGCAGCUUCAAAAGCAGGUGGAAUAGUAGUAAAUGGUGAAGGAGCAACUUCAGGUACUCAAGGUUUCCUGACAAAUAAAGAACUGACAGCUGUUCAACAGGCUAUGUCAGAUGUAAAUCACAGUUACGAAGAUUUGGGAGCUUUACUGAAGGAAAAGGUUUCAGAACUGGAAAGCAUGCUUUCAAAGAUGCAAAAUGUUCAAGAAGAAUCAAACUCAGUGAUGCAGUGGCUGCAAAAAAUGGAUAAGGCUGCCACAAGCUGGGAAGCGGCUCCUACUGAUAGUGAAGCGGUUAGAACACAAGUAGAACAACAUAAGCUAUUUGAAACAGAAUUGAAGCAAAGUGAAAAUAAAGUACAGGAGCUGAAGGACAAAGUGACAGAGUUGUUGGAGAAGAAUCCAAAUUCUCCUGAGGCGCCCAAAUGGAAACAGAUGUUGGAUAAAAUAGAUUACAAAUGGAAAGAACUCAAUCAGAUUACAGCUGACAGACGACAAAAUCUCGAAGAGUCCUCAAAUUACCUGACCCAGUUCCAGACAACAGAAGCUCAGUUAAAGCAGUGGCUUAUAGAGAAAGAGCUCAUGGUCAGUGUGCUUGGACCACUGUCAAUUGACCCAAAUAUGCUGAAUACACAGAAGCAGCAGGUCCAGAUUCUGCUUAAGGAGUUUGAUACCAGAAAGCCUCAGUAUGAACAGUUAACCACAGCUGGUCAGGGGAUAUUGAAGAGACCAGGUGAACAUCCUCCCUCUCAUGAAAUUGUGAAAAAGCAACUGGCAGCUGUGGCACAAAAAUGGGACGGUCUAACAGGACAACUGAAUGACAGAUGUGGUCAAAUUGACCAAGCCAUUGUCAAAAGCAAAGAGUAUCAAAGCCUUCUGAGAAGCCUGUCUGAUAAGCUAAGUGCCUUGGAUAAUAAACUGAGCAGCACCCUGGCUGUGCGCACACACCCCGAUGCUAUGAAACAGCAGUUGGAAAUGGCUCGAGAAAUGAAGCAGGAAAUAGAACAGGAAAUGAAAAAUAUAAAAGUGGCUCAGGCCCUUUGUGAGGAGCUGUCAGCGCUGGUUGGAGAAGAGUACUUGAAAGCUGAACUUAUUAGGCAAUUGGAAGGCAUUGUAAAACCAUUUACGGAUAUUGAACAGAAAGCAGCUAAUCACGUUCAGCAACUUCAAUCAGCAUAUGCUACUUCUCAUCAGUUCCAACAAAUGUCUAAGGACUUUCAGACCUGGCUGGACAAAAAGAAAGAAGAACUGAACCAGGCUCAUCCUAUAUCGGCCAACCUUGAGUCCUUGCAGUCAUUAAUUGGAGAGCAGAAAGAUUUUAAGAAGACCUUGUCUGACCAGAUUAGUUCCUAUGAAAAAAUUGUUGCAGAAGGUGAAAGUCUCCUACAGAAGACUCAAGGAGCUGACAGGGCAGAGUUGCAGUCUCAGCUUGGCAUGCUCAAAAGUAACUGGGACGAAAUGAAUAAGCAUAUAAGAGAAAGGCAAGAUAAGUUAAGUACUUGUCUGGAGAAAGCCCUCAAGUACAAAGAACAUGUAGAAAACCUGCAGCCCUGGAUAGAGAAGUGCCAAAAUAACCUGUCUGAAGUAAAGAUUGUCAUAGAUCCUGUCAAAAUAGAGAAUUCUAUUGCUCAGGUGAAGGCCUGGCAAAAGGACUUGGACAAACACCAUAGUAUGGUGGAAUUAUUAAAUAAUGCAGCCGACAGUUUGCUCAAUGCCAGUCAAACAGAUAAAGAAAGCAUUACAGAAGAGAAAGUGGCAUUGAACCAGAAAGUGGAAAUGGUCACAGAACAAUUACAUAGUAAGAGGGAGACCUUGGAAAACAUGGCACAAAAGCUAAAAGAGUUUCAGGAAUCAUCCAGAGAAACCCAAAGGCAACUUAAAAGUGCCAAAGAGCAGCUAGAAGUUCAUGAUGCUCUUGGACCCCAGGCUUGUAGUAACAAACACUUGACAAUGAUGCAGAGCCAGCAGAAAACACUUCAGACUUUAAAGCCUCAUGUGCACUUGGCCAAAAAACUUGCCCAAGAACUGGUGGUAGAAGCUUCCAAUUCAGAAGGUGUUGCUGACCUCUUGUUGCAAGCUGAGUCUUUAGAGCAAGAAUACAGUACAAUCAGCCAGCAGGUUGAAGGCAAGUGUUCAUUCUUAGAGACGAAACUUCAGGGAAUUGGCCAUUUCCAAAACAACAUCAGAGAGAUGUUUUCUCAGUUUGCAGAGUUUGAUGAUGAGCUCGAUAGCAUGGCUCCAGCAGGAAGAGAUCUAGACACUCUGUGGUCACAAAGAGAGGAUAUCAACAAUUUCCUCAAAAAGCUGGAAGAUCUUAUAACAAGUAAUGAAAAUGCCAAUAAAACCUGUAAAAUGAUGUUAGCCACUGAAGCGUCUCCUGAUCUAGUUGGUAUAAAAAGGGACUUAGAGGCUUUAAGUAAACAAUGCAAUAAGUUACUGGACAGAGCAAAAGCCAGAGAGGAACAAGUGGAAGGAAUUAUUAGUCGUAUUGAAGAGUUUUAUAGUAAUUUAAAAGAAUUUUCCAGUCUGCUUAGGGGAGCUGAAGAACAUGAAGAAUCUCAAGGUCCUGUUGGAAUGGAAACAGACAUUAUUAAUCAACAACUGAAUAUAUUCAAGGUAUUCCAGAAAGAAGAGAUUGAACCACUGCAAGUUAAACAACAGGAGGUAAAUUGGCUAGGCCAAGGCCUUAUUCAAAGUGCUGCUAAAAAUGCUAGCACCGAGAAUCUUGAGCAUGACCUUGAAGAUGUUAACACCCGAUGGAAGACUCUCAAUAAGAAGGUUGCUCAACGAGCUGCUCAGCUGCAAGAAGCUCUUCUCCGCUGUGGAAGGUUCCAGGAUGCCCUUGAAUCUCUGCUUAGCUGGCUCAUUGAUACAGAAGAUCUAGUGGCCAAUCAGAAACCCCCAUCUGCUGAGUUCAAAGUUGUGAAGGCCCAGAUACAGGAACAGAAACUUCUCCAAAGGUUACUGGAUGACCGCAGACCUACCGUUGAGGUAAGCAAGCGCGAAGGGGAGAAAAUUGCAGAGUCAGCAGAACCUGCUGAUAAAGUGAAGAUCUUGAAGCAGUUGAGUCUCCUGGAUAGUAGAUGGGAUGCAUUGCUCAGUAAAGCUGAAACAAGGAAUCGUCAGUUGGAAGGUAUCUUAGUGGUAGCACAGCAAUUCCAUGAAACUUUAGAACCCCUGGUUGAGUGGCUGACCACCACUGAGAAAAGGCUUGCAAAUUCUGAACCCAUUGGAACACAAACUUCUAAACUGCAGCUGCAGAUUUCUCAGCAUAAAGCGUUAGAAGAUGACAUCCUUACUCGCAAUAAAAGUUUACAUAUGGCCAUUAGCAUUGGUCAGUCUCUUAAGACUAUGAGCUCCAGAGAGGAUAAAGAUAUGGUGCAGGAAAAGCUAGAUUCUUCCCAAGCCCGAUAUAUUGAGAUUCAAGAGAAGAGUAACAGCUGGUCUGAGCUGCUCCAGCAAGCCUAUUGCAAUGCUCAGAUUUUCGGGGAAGAUGAAGUUGAAUUGAUGAACUGGCUGAAUGAAGUACAUGACAAACUGAGCAAAUUGUCAGUCCAAGAUUACAGGACAGAGUCACUCAUGAAACAACACGCUGACCUGCUGGUGCUUCAGGAAGAGAUUCUGCUCAGAAAACAAAAUGUCGAUCAAGCUAUACAAAAUGGCUUAGAGCUUCUCAAGCAAACAACAGGUGAUGAAGUUGUAAUAAUUCAAGAUAAAUUGGAAGGCAUUAAAGCAAGGUACAAAGAUAUUACUAAAUUGAGCUCUGAUGUAUCCAAGACUUUAGAGCAAGCUCUGCAGCUUGCAGGUCAACUGCAGUCCACUCACGAGGAACUCUGCAUAUGGCUUGACAAAGUGGAGGUGGAAUUGCUUUCAUAUGAUGCUCAGACCCCCAAGGGAGAAGAAUUAAGCGAUGUACAAGAAAGACAAAAAGAGUUGAAAAAAGAAGCAAAGAACAACAAAGGCUUAUUGGACACCCUCAAUGAAGUCAGCAGUGCCUUGCUGGAAUUGGUGCCAUGGAGGGCAAGAGAGGGGUUAGACAAAAUGGUGACUGAGGACAAUGAGCGGUACAGAUUAGUGAGCGACACGCUAACUCAGAAGGUGGAGGAGAUUGAUGCUGCCAUUCUAAGAUCACAGAAGUUUGAUCAAGCAGCUGAUGCAGAAUUAGCCUGGAUUGCAGAAACAGAAAAAAAAUUGAUGUCUCUGGGUGAUAUUAGGCUUGAGCAAGACCAGACCGCUGCUCAGCUACAAGUUCAAAAGGCAUUUACCAUGGAGAUUUUGAGGCACAAGGAUGCUAUAGAUGAACUUGUUGAAACUGGGGAUGAGAUUAUGAACACAUGCACUGAAGAGGAGAAACAGUCCAUGAAGAGAAAACUGGAAAGCCUCUUACAGAAAUAUGAUAUGGUCUGUCAAAUGAAUGCUGAGAGGAACCUCCAGCUGGAACGUGCUCAAUCCCUGGUUAACCAGUUCUGGGAGACUUAUGAAGAGCUUUGGCCGUGGUUAACCGAAAUAGAAAUGGUCAUCUCGCAGCUUCCUGCUCCAGCUCUUGAAUAUGAAACUUUAAAGCAACAGCAAGAAGAGCAUCGGCAACUGCGUGAGCUGAUUGCUGAACACAAGCCUCAUAUAGAUAAGAUGAACAAAACUGGCCCUCAGUUGUUGGAGCUGAGCCCAGGAGAAGGUUUUUGUAUCCAAGAGAAAUACGUGGCGGCUGACACCCUUUACAGUCAAAUUAAAGAAGAUGUCAAAAAGCGAGCGCUGGCACUGGAUGAAGCCAUUUCUCAGUCUACUCAGUUUCAUGACAAGAUAGAUCCAACCCUCGAGAGUCUGGAACGCAUAGUUGAACGUCUGAGGCAGCCACCUUCAAUCUCAGCUGAGGUUGAGAAGAUUAAAGAGCAGAUCAGUGAAAAUAAGAAUGUGUCAGUAGAUCUGGAAAAACUUCAGCCCGUGUACGAGACACUCAAACAGCGUGGGGAGGAAAUGAUAGCUCGCUCAGAGGGAGCUGAUAAGGAUAUAUCUGCUAAAGCUGUUCAGGAUAAAAUUAAACAAAUGGUCUUCAUCUGGGAAGACAUCCAGGCCUUGACUGAGGAAAGGGAGGCCAAAUUGCUGGAUGUGAUGGAGCUGGCUGAAAAGUUCUGGUGUGAUCACAUGGCUCUUGUAGUCACUAUUAAAGAUACUCAGGAUUUCAUCCGAGAACUGGAGGGACCUGGAGUUGACCCCUCUGUAGUCAAACAACAGCAAGAGGCUGCAGAGGCUAUCCGAGAAGAAGUUGAUGGACUGCAGGAAGAACUCGAUAUGGUGGUAAACUUAGGUUCUGAACUUAUAGCUGCUUGUGGAGAACCUGACAAGCCUAUUGUCAAUAAGAGCAUAGAUGAGCUGAAUUCAGCUUGGGAUACUCUAAACAAAGCAUGGAAAGAGCGGAUAGACAAACUUGAUGAAGCCAUGCAAGCUGCUGUUCAGUACCAAGAUGGACUGCAGGCAAUAUUUGACUGGGUAGAUAUUGCUGGCAGUAAAUUAGCUUCAAUGUCACCAGUUGGAACAGAUCUAGAAACAGUGAAGCAGCAAACUGCAGAACUGAAGCAAUUUAAGAUGGAGGCUUAUCAGCAGCAAAUAGAAAUGGAAAGGCUAAAUCAUCAAGCAGAACUGUUGUUGAAGAAGGUUACAGAAGAAAGUGACAAGCACACAGUUCAAGAACCCCUCUCGGAGCUCAAACUGAUGUGGGUCAAUCUAGAGGAGAAAAUUAUUAACAGACAGCACAAGCUGGAGGGUGCCUUGUUAGCUUUGGGGCAGUUCCAACAUGCCCUGGAUGAAUUACUGACAUGGCUGACGCACACAGAAGACCUGCUGAAUGAACAGAAACCUGUGGGCGGAGACCCCAAGGCUAUUGAAAUUGAACUUGCCAAACAUCAUGUGCUACAAAAUGAUGUGUUAGCUCAUCAGUCCACUGUGGAAACAGUUAAGAAAGCAGGAAAUGACCUGAUUGAAUCAAGUGCUGUUGAAGAAGCAAGCAAUCUACAGAGCAAGUUGGAACUUUUGAAUCAGCGCUGGCAAAAUGUGUUGAAAAAAACAGAACAAAGGAAACAGCAGCUGGACAGUGCCUUGAUCCAGGCCCAAGGUUUCCAUGGUGAAGUUGAAGAUAUGCAACAAUGGCUGACAGACACCGAACGUCAGCUGUUGGCAUCAAAACCUGUUGGAGGUUUACCAGAAACUGCAAGAGAGCAGCUUAAUACCCACAUGGAACUCUGUGCUGCCUUUGAAGCCAAAGAAGAGACGUACAAGCACCUGAUGCAGAAAGGCCAGCAGAUGCUUGCAAGAUGCCCAGGGUCUGCUGAGACAAAUGUUGAGCAAGAUAUAAAUAACUUAAAAGUAAAAUGGGACUCAGUACAAACAAAACUCAGCGAAAGAAAGGCCAAACUGGAAGAAGCCCUGAAUUUGGCUAUGGAGUUCCACAACUCACUUCAAGACUUCAUCAACUGGCUUACCCAGGCAGAGCAGACUUUGAAUGUGGCUUCUCGGCCAAGUCUUAUCUUGGACACUGUCUUGUUUCAAAUUGAUGAACACAAGGUCUUUGCUACGGAGGUGAAUUCUCACCGAGACCAGAUCAUAGAGCUGGAUAAAACUGGAACCCAUCUGAAAUAUUUCAGCCAGAAACAGGAUGUUGUCCUUAUUAAGAAUCUGGUGAUUAGUGUACAGAGUAGAUGGGAAAAAGUGGUUCAACGCUUAGUGGAAAGAGGAAGAGCUUUGGAUGAUGCAAGGAAACGAACAAAACAGUUCCAUGAAGCCUGGAACAAACUUAUGGCAUGGUUGGAAGAGUCAGAAAAGUCAUUGGAUUCAGAGCUCGAAAUUGCAAAUGAUCCAGACAAAAUAAAGAUGCAGCUUACACAGCAUAAGGAGUUCCAGAAAUCUCUUGGAGCCAAGCAUUCUGUGUAUGACACCACAAAUAGGACUGGACGCUCCCUCAAAGAGAAAACCUCUCUGGCGGAUGACAAUUUGAAACUGGACGAUAUGCUGAGUGAGCUCAGAGACAAAUGGGAUACAAUCUGUGGAAAAUCUGUGGAAAGACAAAACAAACUGGAGGAAGCCCUGUUAUUUUCAGGGCAAUUUACUGAUGCUCUGCAGGCUCUCAUCGACUGGCUAUAUAAAAUUGAACCUCAGUUGGCAGAAGAUCAGCCAGUGCAUGGAGACAUCGAUUUGGUGAUGAACCUGAUUGAUAAUCACAAAGUCUUCCAGAAGGAGCUGGGGAAGAGGACAAGCAGUGUCCAGGCUCUGAAACGCUCUGCUCGAGAACUCAUAGAAGGCAGUCGUGAUGACUCCUCCUGGGUAAAGGUCCAAAUGCAGGAGCUAAGCACUCGCUGGGAGACGGUCUGCGCCCUCUCCGUAUCCAAGCAAACACGACUGGAACAGGCCCUACACCAGGGAGAGGAAUUUCACGCUGUUGUGCAUGUUCUUUUGGAGUGGCUGGCUGAGGCAGAGCAGGCCCUUCGUUUCCAUGGAAUCCUCCCAGAUGAUGAAGAGGCUCUACGGACACUAAUUGAUCAGCACAGGGAAUUCAUGAGGAAGUUGGAGGACAAAAAGGCAGAACUAAAUAAAGCAGCAGGUAUGGGAGAAGCCAUCCUGGCUAUCUGCCACCCAGACUCCAUCACUACCAUUAAGCACUGGAUAACAAUCAUCAGAGCCAGAUUUGAAGAGGUAUUAGCAUGGGCAAAGCAACAUCAGCAGAGACUGGCAGGAGCCCUUGCUGGACUUAUUGCUAAGCAGGAAUUGUUGGAAGCCUUAUUGUCCUGGUUGCAGUGGGCAGAGACUACUCUUAGUGAAAAAGAUAAAGAGGUCAUCCCCCAGGAGAUCGAGGAUGUUAAAGCACUCAUAGCUGAACAUCAGACGUUUAUGGAGGAAAUGACCAGAAAACAGCCUGAUGUGGAUAAAGUCACAAAGAUCUACAAAAGGAAGGCAGUUGAACCCACUCCAAUACAGUCUCAUAUUCCUGUGCUAGAUAAAGGGAGAACAGGAAGAAAACGUUCCCAAGCAGCAGGCAUGUAUCCAUCAGGAACACAGACACAAAUUGAAACCAAGAAUCCAAGGAUAAACCUAUUAGUCAGCAAAUGGCAGCAAGUCUGGCUUCUGGCCUUGGAAAGAAGAAGAAAAUUGAAUGAUGCUUUGGAUAGACUAGAAGAGCUGAGGGAAUUUGCCAACUUUGAUUUUGAUAUCUGGAGGAAAAAGUAUAUGCGAUGGAUGAAUCAUAAGAAAUCUCGAGUAAUGGACUUCUUUAGGAGGAUUGAUAAAGAUCAGGAUGGAAAGAUAACGAGGCAGGAAUUUAUUGAUGGAAUUCUUUCUUCAAAAUUCCCUACCAGCCGACUUGAAAUGAGUGCAGUGGCAGAUAUCUUUGACAGAGAUGGUGAUGGGUACAUUGACUACUAUGAAUUUGUAGCAGCACUUCAUCCAAACAAGGAUGCAUACAAGCCUCUGACAGAUGCUGACAAAAUUGAAGAUGAGGUUACAAGGCAGGUAGCUAAAUGUAAAUGUGCAAAACGAUUCCAGGUGGAGCAGAUUGGGGAUAACAAGUACAGGUUCUUCCUGGGAAAUCAGUUUGGUGACUCUCAACAGCUGCGUCUUGUUCGCAUCUUGCGAAGUACAGUAAUGGUUCGUGUUGGAGGUGGCUGGAUGGCACUGGAUGAAUUCUUAGUAAAAAAUGAUCCCUGCAGGGUUCAUCAUCAUGGGAGUAAAAUGUUACGUUCGGAAUCAAACUCUUCAAUUACCACUCAGCCUACCAUAGCUAAAGGGAGGACAAACAUGGAGCUGCGUGAAAAGUUCAUUUUGGCAGAUGCUGCAAGUCAGAACGUGGCUGCUUUCCGUCCAAGAGGUCGUAGAUCACGACCUUCUUCAAGGGGUGCUUCUCCCAACAGAUCUGCUUCUAUAUCAAGUCAGGCUGGCCAGGGAGCUUCACCACAAGCAGUUGCUACAAGUACACCCAAGACACCCCAUCAUUUAACACGCAAUUAUGGUAAACCAUGGUUGACAAACAGCAAAACGUCAACUCCUUCUAAACCAUCAGAGUCCUCAGAAUAUCAAGGGUCAUCUUCAGAGGGAACACCAAUACAAGGGAGUAAACUUAGACUGCCAGGAUAUCUGUCAGGGAAAGGUUUCCACUCUGGAGAAGACAACAGCCUAAUAUCAACAGCAGCUACCAGAGUUAGAGCGCAGUUUGCAGACACCAGAAGGACUCCAAGUAGACCUGGAAGCCGAGCAGGAAGCAAGGCUGGCAGUAGGUCAAGUAGCCGCCGAGGCAGUGAUGCAUCUGACUUUGACAUUUCAGAAAUCCAGUCUGUGUGUUCAGAUAUGUCAGAGACUGUUCACAAUGCAAGCAGACCACAGCCCCGAGCAGGAUCUCGGCUAGCAUCAGGCAAGCCUUCCAAAAUUCCAACUCCCCAAAGGAGGCCACCAGUCAGCAAAUUGGACAAGUCCUCCAAGAGAUAAUGUGAUCAGCUCCGUAAAGGUCUUUGCCUUGUGCAUUAAAUAUUUAAGUUUGUAAGAUGUAAAAUAUUAUGUAGAAAUUAUUGUGAAAUAUUGCAAGAGGUGGAUUUUUAAUUCUGCAGAUGGCCUUAUUUGUGUAUUUGUCCUUUUAUUUUGUGUGUAUAAUUUUUGUCAGAUUUUGUUUGUUUGUUUAUCCCAUAUCCUAUGUGAAGGGGGAAAGAGUUUUAAUGUAAACUAACAACUGCACACAGUAAUGUGUAGAAAGUACACUAAAACAAUUCCCAAAUGUGCAGUGUACUGAAUGUACAGUCAAGUCUCUGCAACCUCAGUCAAAUAGGCCUAUCACUCCAUCAUUAGUUAACAGGAAAGGAUACCUCAUGAUUUUUCUUUAAAAAAAUAAAAUAAAAAGCCAAAAGACACAAUUACACAUUUUGAAUUAACUAAACGAACACUAAAUGAUGUAUGUCAGACUUACUAAGGAAUAAAAAACACAUUCACACUACAAUUAUUUAUGCAGCAUCUCUUGGAGAACUCACAGAAAGUUACUUAAGCACUUGCCAGUCAUACAAUACUCCAAUAUCUUGCAGCAUUUCUGUGCCAUUGCUUUAAAUGAGGCCAGACACACUCUGGAUAUUAGAACUACUAUACUGUAAGAAUUCAAUAUAAAGUGCAUUCAUGUAAAUGUGAGGUUUUCUUUUGCUUGAGUGGACGGUAGCACUGUAUCAUUGAACUCAUUUUGUAUCAAAGCAAUUUUGCUUGCAGAAAGCUAUGAAAUAAAACAUGUCCCUUAA